This is a messenger RNA of Paramecium sonneborni, 1388 nucleotides long. NCBI's taxonomy places the organism in Eukaryota, Ciliophora, Oligohymenophorea, Peniculida, Parameciidae. The record is from the annotation of a GenBank genome assembly.
AUGUUUAACAGUUAGUAAUUACAUAUUUACCUAAAGAAUAAAUUGAUGGUGCUAUUAUUAAAUAACAAAAAGAAUUAAAAAAAAUUAAUCAAGCUACACAACUUUUAACAAGAUAAUUAAGAGCUAAUUCUAUGACUCAUAAAAAAGAAGUAGAAAAUAUUAAAACCUAAAAAAACUUUUCUAAAUUACCAUAAAUUAAAAAAGUUGAAAUCUCUGUUAAUUCAAAUAAUGAAAGAGGAAGGGAAUAAUCUUCAAAAUAUCGUAAAACACCAGGAAAUAAUGUAGGAAUCAUUACAUAAAGAACUUUAGAAAAAAAUAGUUAAAAAAAUUAAGAUGAAUAUGAAAAUAAUGGUUUCGAACCUUAUGAAUCUAAUAGAGAUCUAACAGAUAAAUUAUAAUUAUAAAAUCCUAAUGAAAAUAAUUUCUAAAAUAAUAAUAAUAAUUAAUCAAAUAAAUCUUAAUAACAAUAAAAUAAAUUAGUUUAAAUAGCAUAAUUGCCAUCAUUAUAAAAAAAAUACCAAAAAGAAAUUCAAUUAGUUCUUACUAAACCUAAAUAAAAUAGAAAUGAAAAUACAUCAUCAAAUACUUCUCAAUCUCCAAUUCAAUUAUAAUCAAGAAGUGUUGGUGCUAGAGAUACUCUACCACCAAAAAUUUAAUAAAAGAGUUUAAAAUUUGAUUUUAAAAAAUUAUCUUCUUAAAAAAUAGAAAAAUAGAAAUCAAAAGUAUAAUUUAAUUAAAAAAAUAAUGGAAGAUAAGAAAAUAUUCCUUUUUAAAUCAAAAUUAUUGAUGCUAAUACAUAAAAUGAAAAAAAAGAAGAAACUGAAUCUAAUAUUGCUAAAACCAAUACUAAAGUACCUGUAGAAAUUGUUGAAGAUGUUGUCUAAGACUUUUCUAAUGAAUCUGGAAUAUUUUAAAAUUAAGUAGAGACUGAAUAAAAUAAAAAUGAAUAAGAAAAAAUUUCACUUUAAGGAACUGCUUUUUUUAAAAUUCCAGAAGAAGAUGAACACAAAGAAACUUUUGAAAAGCUUGAUGAAAGCAAUCAGUUCAAAUAAGAAAGUAUAAAAAAUUCAUAAGAUAAGUAAGAUGAUAACAAUUUUAUUAAGAUGAUACAAGAAUAAGUUAAAUCUAAUGAUGAAAGGUUAUUAAAAUAAUAAUAAACUGAGUAAUCUAUCAACUUGUUAGAAAGUGUAAAUCAAAAUAAUUUGAUAAAAGUUAUAGAAACAAUUGAAGCUAAAACUGUGAAUGAUAAUAUUGUAAAUCCAUUAGAAGAAACAGAUGAUUAAAAGAAAGAUUAAUAAGCUAACUCUUUAUUUAUAACUUUAGAAUAAUCUUAAUAAAAAGACUCUUAAGAACCUUAUUAAAAUGAAGGAUUUGAGUAAGAUUCAUGA